AUGGAUUUGGAGUACCUGAAACCUGGCUUUGAUCCGAAUAGCCUGAAAGUGGCGCAACUGAGAAGGAUUUUGAUGGAAAAUGGAGUCGAGUUCUCACCGCAGUCGAAGAAGAGUACGUUGGUAGGGCUGUUUGAAGCGCGUGUGAAGCCUGAGAUACCUAAGUUGAGGAGCAGAUACGACAAUUUGUUGCCCAGUGAUAAGGGGAUUGUGAAAGUGGCAGUGAACAGCAGUAAGAAAGUCAAAAAGAGAGAGAAGCAGAAGAAGAAAAAGGGUAAGAUUAGCAGUGCAGAAUCUGCAGCUUUAUCCGGAUCAGAGAACCACGAGGCUGAUAGCAACAGCGGCGCUAGCGCCAAAUCUGAUCGCGCGGUGGAUCUCAUCGCCAGCACAGCGUUUAGUGACGUUAACGAGUUUCAGCAAGGCGGUGCUGCCAAGAGAAAAGCUAGGAAGAGAAAGAUAGUAGAGAAGGAAGGGAAUGAGGAUCGAGAGGGGCUCUUGGAUAUGGGAGUCGGUGUGGAAGAUCAAUCGCAUGGCGGAGCCUUGGAUAAGAAGAGGAGACGCAAGAUUGGCGAAGGUGAACAUACUCCUAUUACGGAAAAGGUGGCUCAGAAGUCACCUAAUAAAUCACCACACAAGUCCUUGACUAUCGAUAAGUUCGAAUCUUCUUCAUCUUCGGAAUCUUCUUUCAAUGAGUCUUCGAUCCUUAAUGUAUCUCGCCGGGGUCAUGCUGGAACCGAGAGAUCCGACGAUCGGGAUACUAUCAAGAAUGAUUUCAGUUUUGAGCGGAAAACGCUUGUGCCUGAUCUCAAUAGCCUGAACGUUUCGCCUGCUUUUGCGGAUGAACUAAAGGUGGCCUAUAAGGAUAACUCCGUCCCCGUUCUUGCUCGGCCGGAGUCGCAUUCCGAACUGGAAAUGAACUACAUAUCCGGCCCGGCAGAAAUAAGCGUAGGAAAGGAGACAUCCACUGAAGCGUCAACUAACGUACCCCAUGGAGAUUUGACUUCAACUGCUAAGUCUGAAUCAUCAGAUGAUAACAGGGAAUGUCAGCUCGACACUGAGAAAGAUGUCAGUCACCAUGGAGACAUCAACGUCGAGCAACCCUCGAUGAUAAAUACAUCUCAACUGCCUGCGGAGGUCGAUCUUGUGGGGACGCACGAUUAUAUCGAGCAAGUCACAGAGAAAGAGCAUAACCUUCGUACGAGGGCUUGGCCGGCUAAAACAUUUUUCAAGUCGCUUGGAAGAAUGCUGCGGGAUAUCUCACUUUUCCUUAUAAUUGUCAUGCCUAUCAUUUAUGGUCUUUGGUAUCGUGAACAAAGAAUUUUGAUAGGUUAUUGUGGGCAUGAGACAGAAACAGGCAAACUGUUUGAUAGCAAAAUAACAGCACUUUCCAAAAUUGAUGAAUUUCUGGAGAGUCAAAAGCCAAAUUGUUUGCCUUGUCCGGAUCAUGCCAUUUGCUACCCAUUAAUGCAGAUGAAGUGCCAACCUGAAUACGCACUGCAUAGAAAUAGGUGGAGCUUACAUCAUUUGCUUCCACUUAGUGAUAGUUGCGUUAAAGACACGAAAAGAGAAAAAUUAGUCUCCGAGGUCGUUAAGAAAUCUCUGGAGUUUCUAAGGAUGAAGAAUGCUCAGUACUCUUGUGGAGCGUCUAAUGAUUACUCCAAGAGUGGAAUGACGGAAAAGGAAUUAUAUCAAAUAUUUUAUGAAUCACGGGCUCCCUGGAUCAACGACGAUGAAUUCGAUGAGCUGUGGUCUCAGGCCGUCUCAGACCUGAUUAAGGAACCUGAAAUAACUUGGAGGCAAGUGAGUAAUGACUUUUUUUCAUCAAGUAAUUCAAAAAUCAUUAUUACUAACAAUCAAGAGAAGUGGGUUCAGUUACCAAACAGUAAACCUUCAGCCAUUGACAGCACCAACGACCAGCUUACAAUCGAUGGUGUUCCGGCAAAGACAGGACAUUUUUCAGAGACAGACAGAGGGAAAAAGACGAGGAUUCUUCGCUCGACAUCCAAGAAGUACGUCGGGCUUAGAUGUAGAUUCGAAAGGGAGAUCUAUCAAACUUACAACAAGUACGCCUAUUUGAUUUGGUCAACCGUCAUUCUCGUCAUUCUGGUAAAAUACACUUCAUACAGGAUCAGGAAAUUCUAUAAACAGCGUGAGGUUAUAGAGGAAUUGAGUAAGAAGGUCGUGAGUAAACUGAAGGCUGUCAAGAAACAGGACCAAGUGCCUGAUUUUUUAAGUGUGGUUCAGUUGAGAGAUGUACUGCUUGCUGACAUCACCGAUCUCAGUUAUAAGAACAAAUUGUGGCAAGCUGUAGCAAAGACUCUAGAAAGGAAUAAUACCAAUGUUCGCUCCACCCUCAUGGAAAUUCACGGCGAAAUAAUGAAAUGUUGGGAAUGGAUUGGACCACUUGACAGUAAUACUCAUGAUAGUCAACAAUAG
Molecule: messenger RNA, 2433 nt
Organism: Torulaspora globosa
Lineage: Eukaryota; Fungi; Ascomycota; Saccharomycetes; Saccharomycetales; Saccharomycetaceae
Exons: 1
Coding region: 1-2433 (810 amino acids)
Cellular component (GO): nuclear inner membrane
Molecular function (GO): chromatin binding
Source: RefSeq, a predicted model, not a curated record